UUUGUUUUGCAGAAAAUGACUGGUUGUUGCGUAGUUGGCUGUUUUAAUUUGUUAAUAUUACUUUAAAUUACCAAUUUUAUACGUACAAUAAGAUAUAUUCUGGCAUUGGAGGAAAAGAAAGAAAGAAAAGAUUAUAAGAGCAAAAAAUGCUACCACCAUGAACAGGCAUACUGUUAGUUAAAUCAAAUUUAAUGUGUGGCUAUAACGUUAUCCAUUGGUUCCGCCAUUUUGUUUCAGAACCAAUGAAAAGUUUGACAACAUUGGCCAGACUCUUAUUUCCAGGGACUCUACCACGACUAACGGCGCGUGACCGCUUCCUAUUGGCGAGAACAUUUUAUAUAUUUAGCGCGAUAAUUAUUUAUUGAUACGAAGCGUCUCGAGCUUCUGAAGUCAACAUCGAGAGAAGAGACAGAGUCGAGUAUAGAGUCGCUUAGGAUGUUUCUCGUGUAAGCGAGAGGCUUUAUUUUUUUGUUUCCCGUGUUUUUUUCUCUCUUUUCGCUCUUUCGAAUUCGGAAAAAAAACAAAAAAGAUUCAAAGAAUCAGAAGAGAUUCAAAUUUCGAAGAGAGAUGGCGCGACACGACGGCGCGAAGAAUGAAUUUUCGAAAUUCGUAUAAAUCGCAACGGGAAACGAAUAAAAAAAAAAACAACGCCGUUAUACACAAGAUAAUACAACACGCAGAAAUAAUGAAAGAAUUUUUGCGCGCGAUGCGAAUUAUCGAUUGAGACGACAAAAUGGCAGUCAGUCACAACCGGAGGAGUCGCGUCGGCGGUAGUGUCCUCUGGUAACACCUUGUGUGUACUUGGAAACGUUUUGUCUUUUGUGGUUCACGGAUAACGGCUGGAUGCGCGUAUUACACGAGGAGACACACGGAGACAGCUGAGAAACGUGAUUGUUGUUCGUCGAUUGUGUUAAAAACCCUUGCGCAUUUAAUCGCGAUUCUCAAUCAUUUUCUCGCCGAUAUCGCGUCCCCGUGCCUCGCACGGUGCGUCGUGUUUCGGAAUUGUGGUUAGGGUUACAUUUUUUUUCCCCCGAACGUUCGCGUGCUGCCAUCUGUCGCGUAUGUCGAUUUGACAGGGCUCUCGCGUGAAGUUACGGCGAAGGUGAUUGGAGUACGCGAGUGUUUCGAAUUGAAUCGACGAAAUUGAGCGCGUUCUGCUCGCUGUGCGCGUCAUCAUCAGGAACAAACGUGUCGGCGAGCGAUUUGCAACCCGGUCCCGAUCAAACAAGACCGAGCGCAAAUAGCGAUUCGAUCGUCUUUUGCAGGAUAGUUGGCUUUCGAGCGGCCAAUAUGGCGGGCGCAUCGAUGAGCCAAUCAUAGCGCGGCUCUCUCUCUCGCUCGCUAUGCCGCCAUUCAUCGACGACGAGUCCGUCCACCGCGCAGCCAGAGACCCCCCUCUGGCGUAGUUCGCGUCAUUUGCCAUCGCCGAUCUCGCUAUCGUCAUUUGGCGAGUGUUUUUUUCGCUAUUGCAAAGCACGGGGAACGAGAAUUGGUACGCGGUGACGAGCGCGACGUUCACGCGUACACGCUCGGCGGAUCGUCCGCCGCGGCGAUUGUAUUUGAUCACGUGACCGAGCGCGAAAUCUCCGAUCGUACCUCCGUGAGAAAUGGCGCAAAGAUCAGAGUGCAUCAGACAUUAUGGAUGGAUCCAGUUCGUUGCCGCAGCGAUGUCACUUGUGUUUGUUUACAAGCGCGCGGGCACGCGCGCCACGUGUUGAGUGAGGAGGCGAGACGAAAAGAGAGAGAGAAAAAGGAGAGGAGAGACGAAAAGAGAGGCGAGGUGACUCGAUUAGAAGGUAGACGGCGCAGGUAAGCGGGGGUCCCUGCGCUACGGGCCCCCCGGAAAACAGGACGGGAUUCGUUUCGUUCUGCGAGACGGUUUUGAGGUCGAAGAGAAACGGCGAAGAGGAACGAUUGACAACGACAAUGACGGGUAGAGGCUCAAAGAGGCGGGGGCGCCCGCCCAAGUCCGUUGUGAUGGAACGUCCGAAGAAGUUUCAGUACCACUUGAUGAAAAAACCCAAGUAUCUUCAGAACAGAACGUCAACGACAGGUGUCGGUACCGAGACGCCGAACUCGCAACCUAGCACACCGACGGCGUCGCGGCCGACCUCGCCGUCAGUCGAGAGCGAGGAGAACAGCAAACGGAGCACGAGAAACCGUAACAAGACGCGAAGUGUUCGCGACAGACAUUCCCGCAAGGGCGGUCAUUCCGGAUCUUCCGCUGGCUAUCAGCGUCGCGGCUACAAUCCUAAUGUGGAUUAUCACGACUCCGAGUAUCAUUACGGCUCGGAUUUCGGCGACGAAUCCAGCGAGAAGAGCGAGCCCGAAGAGGACCCUAUUCCAAGCGAUGUAGAAUCUUCCGAGAGUAUAGAGGAGCCGGAUCCUUCUAGCGAUAGCGAUUUUUCUCUUUCUGGAUAUAGCACUACUAGUGGUACACCCAGGAAAACAUUGCUAAGCCAGCAGCGACCGCCUAGUCCUGAGCCAUUGUGGCUGCAGAACAGAGAACUGCCUUCAUUGGUGUUGCCGAAGUCUUCGGAUGAUCUGCUGGUUCCCAAAGAACUAGUCAUGCCGUCGCUCUCAAUCUAUGAAGUUCUCAGACAUUUUCGGACUUUGGUACGUCUUUCCAGUUUCAGAUUUGAGGACUUCUGUGCCGCGCUAGUGUGCGAAGAUCAAACCAAUCUUCUGGCGGAGAUUCACAUUAUGCUAAUCAAGGCAUUGUUGAGAGAGGAAGACUCGCAGCAGACACAUUUUGGCCCGCUGGAUCAGAAAGAUUCGGUGAAUGUCAGUCUGUACUUUGUGGACUCUAUGACAUGGCCUGAGGUGCUGCGUUCAUAUGUAGAGAGCGAUAAGGGAUUUGAUCAGAAUAUCUUGCAAAUAUUAACCACAACCGAAUAUCCCUUUACUACUAUUGAAGAUAGAAUCAAAGUCCUACAGUUUCUAACAGAUCAGUUUUUAAUUACAAAUCCUGUGAGAGAAGAUUUGUUACAUGAAGGGAGUAUGCAUUAUGAUGAUCACUGCAGAGUAUGCCACCGACUAGGAGAUUUGUUGUGUUGUGAAACUUGUCCAGCUGUGUUCCACUUGGAAUGUGUGGAGCCACCAUUGGUUGAUGUUCCUACUGAAGACUGGCAAUGUAGCACAUGUAAAGCUCAUAAAGUAACAGGUGUUGCGGACUGUAUACCUGAUGGCGAAAAGAAUGGAUUAUUGUGUAGACAGGAGCAUUUAGGAUUUGACAGACACGGCAGAAAAUAUUGGUUCCUUGUGAGAAGAGUUUUUGUUGAAAGUGAAGAUGGCGAAGUGUGGUAUUAUACUACACCGUUGCAGUUGGAGGAACUAAUGUUGGUCUUAGAUUCGAACGAAAUGGAGAUAGCACUUUGUCGAGAGUUGUCGGAUUACAAAGAGGAAAUAAUUCGUCAAAUGGAACUCACAGAGACUAUUACUAAUCAAUUCAAGGGAAAUAAGAAAUCUUAUUUGGAAGUGGAAAACAGUCUCAUACAAAAGAUACAAAAAGAACGGCAAGAAAAACAAGAGAAAGAGGAAGAGAAGAAAAAAGAGAAACAGAGACAGGAAGCAGAAGAAAUGAUACGCAAAAUGCACGAAGGUGCAGACUCUGUUGAGACGGAACAAGGUGAAGCGAAAGUAUCUAGCGAGAAUUCUGCUCCAGCUACACAAGUGCCUGAGGUUGUCGGUGAAACUGUUGAAGUUGAAGCUGAUGCAUCGUCGACGAGUGCAGCGACGAAUAACGAUAAAACGAACGCGAAAAAUAGCACCUCUACGUCAUCGUCCGAAGAUGUCGAUGAAGAAGCUUUGGAAGGAGAAGAGAAAAUUGGAAAAGAUGGUAAGAAACACACUAUCGUGACAAGAUCGAAAACUGGAUCGUUGCACCCGCGAACAUUUAACAUGGAUGAUCUAAAAAGACGGAGCACAGCUUCAUUGUCGAAAGAAGAAUUGGAAAAAUUGGACAAAAGUCUGAAAGACACUGAGGGUGAUGGAACGAGGCUGACACGUCAGAAAGCGCAUCAGAUCGCAUCGGGCACUCACUUGUUCAAAUUGGGUAUGGACAAUACUUACAAAUCGUAUGUCAAUCAAUAUAGCACCAAUCCCGUUGCGUUGAAUAAGGCGCAAAGGAAUGAGGAACGCGACAAGAAACGUCAUUUGUCGCACAAGUUUUCUCUCACACCGGCGUCGGAGUUCAAGUGGGUGGGUAGUCUGACAGGCACUCGCGCCUUGCUGGUCAGUACUUUACGUCAGACAAUCCUGCAAUUCGAGAGUAACAUUCAAGCACCUUUUAUGCAUACAAAUUGGCCUUUGUUGCGCAAACCGUGGACCACGGCAGUAAGCUCGUGCGUCAAUCCGCGUGACUUUGCGCGCACUCUUAUCGUCUUGCAAGCAUGUGUCAAAUCCGUGGUAUUUGCUAGCGUGUGGCACGAUCAACUUGGUCAUGUAAAACUUCAACGAGUAACAGCAUUGGAACGCGAAGAGAAAAAGCGGCAAGAUAAGAAAGAAAAGAAAGAGAAGGAGGAUGAAGAGGAACGCAAUCGGCUCUUUAAUUUUGUCAAGUACACCCUCGGUCUGAAACAUCAAGUUUGGAAGCAGAAAGGCGAAGAGUAUCGAGUGCAUGGUCAGGGAGGUUGGCUUUGGAUGUCGGCUAAUCGUCGUUACCGAUUCUCGGAAAUGACAAAGUUAGGCCUACGCGCUGGUCCACAAAAAAUCAUGGUACAGAUCAAAGAUCAGAAUGGCCUAAAGAUCCUUGCGCUUGAUCCGUCUUCCUACGAAUUUCUCAUCAAAGAGUACUGUCCGGUCAAAACGGAGAACAGCAUCGUGAAGCAGGAAGACAUCAAGCAGGAAACUACGAAAAAUAACGCGAUCAAGCAGGAAUGCGAUACGGAGGAUAUAAAGAAAGAGCCUCCGACUGACGGUGAAACAAAUGGCGUUGAUUCUUCUGUUUCGGUGAAGUCAGAAUCUCAGUUAGUUAAAUCGGAAACGAAGUCACAUCUGUCAUUUUUAGCUGGCAUGAAAAUUGAGAAAGUCUUUACUCCGAUUGUCGAGUUCGACGAGCUCGACAUUAGCAAGGCGUUAACCAGUGCCGCGCGAUUACAUUACCCAAAGAUUGGGAAAAAAACAAGAAUCGAUGAUUUUCUAGCGCGCAGAACACACUUGAAAGUUUUGGAAGAAAGAAGAUUGCUGCAAUCUGAAAAGACGAAAGAAUUAGCGAGUCACACGCCUAAUCAGAAGGGCGGAGAUGGCGAUUCUUCAGAGAUAGACAUGGAAAAUCACAGUAUGACGCAAUUGAACGAUGUAGACGAGAAUAAUACUACUGGUGGUGGCGGAGACUGCUCUUUACAAGGUCUCUUGUCACCUACUAACAAGCAGCAACACCAAGCAAACAAAAUAAUAGCCGUUCCGACAUCUAAGAAAGAGGUGCUCGCGGCAAUUGGCAGACGUCUUCAAGUAAUACGCGCCAAGUACACGACCGUCGCAAAACUCAGCAAGAACUGUUAUUCGUGCUGUUGCAUGAAUAACGUCACCAACAAGAGCACCGCCCCGCAAGUUAUUAGUGCGCAAACCCUGAACACUUGCUAUUCGCCUCUUUGUAUACAAAUGACAAAUCUGAAACGCGAACUUCUCACGCUGGUGCGAAAAGCGAACGCGUUGAACAACAAUCAGUCAACUUCCUCCUCGUCACACGUUGUCGUGAAAACGGAAAUCCCGGAAGAAACAAAAGACGCGAUUAAACAAGAUACGGACGUCGAAUCAACUGUUACACCGUCGACUCUAAAUAAGGACUGCAAGAAAAACGAUGCUCUCUCUCCUCCGAUGAAAAAGAUUAAAGUCGAAAACGCGGAGAAUGCCGACGUUACAACUGUAACGACGACAAGCAACGUUAUUACGACUACAACAACAGUCACGACAACUCAGCAAACAGUGAAGACCGCGGACGGCGUAACAAAAGAACAUUCGACUGUUAAUAGCGAUUCCGUAACCGUCUCAUCGUCAGUUACAACAACAAACAAAAGUGGCUCGAAAACAAUGAUGAUUGUUAAUCGUCGAGGAAGAACGGUGCAGAGAAGCGCAGCUAUCAAAGAGCUGCACGCCGAUGGUAGCGAGCGGAUUUAUACGGCGACAUCGACCGAGGGCAAAAUCUAUCUUAAAAAGGUGGCGAUUUCAUUGGCCGAUCGUAGAAAAAAACGCACACCGGUCAAAUAUCCGCUCUGUUCGACCUUUUGUACCCGUAACAAGCAUCGCAGUAUACUGGUGCUUCCUCAACACGAACUCAGAAAAUUAUCCCGCGUCGGCGGCAAGAUACCCGUGCAAGGAUUUCAUCAUCAGGCUAAAGCAAAUCUGUCAGUAUGGCCGUAUCCUUGUCCCAGACCGUUAUUCAAAACUUGCUGGUUAUACAGAACGGUCGGUUUGAAGUCGUUGGCCGCGGCUGCGAUUCAGUUGAGAAUACUCUGGGCUUGCCUAAGAUGGGACGAUAUGGUAACGAAACCACUGUCUACUGACGGCAAAAAUCAGAUUACCACCGACACUGAGAUUAUGUCUUUGGAAAUAUUGAAGCAUCGACAUGUCGGCCAGUUCCUCGACAGGACGCAAUAUUUGCGUAGGAAAGUUGUCAUACCACUUGAACUACCAAAGCAAGUCAGAGAAGUAACUUCAAUAAGAAGCGGUCUGAGAAAACGAAAACGUCCGGAAUCGCCGCAAAGUACCGAGCCACAAGUCACGGAGGAAUGGGUUGACGAGGACAAACUGGAACUGUGGGAAAUCAAGCAAUACGGCGAUAGGUUAGAGAAGGCUAAUGCCCAGAUUAUUACUAGGAGUCGUUCGGGAGUGCCCCAGUCGGGAAGCACUAGUGGUAAUAGAACCUCAGCUGGCGGAACAGCUGGUUUGACCGGCGAUCAGCUUGUGAGCGGUAAAGCAACACCAGAAGAAAUUAAGGAAAAGAUGGAACAACAAUUACGUAUGCAGCGUGCGGCCCAUCAGCAGAAGCGUGCUCUGGAAACUCUCAAAAAUCAAUCUGUUAAUUCAACGUCACCUACGACUCAACUUGUUAAGGUCACAGCUAAUUCCUCUCAUGAUGGUACAGUUAAAUUGGUUUCGAAAGUCGCAAUUCCAGCAAACCCGAACAGCACGAAGUCGCAGCUGACGUCUAUUUUAACAACUCCCGCACAGACUCCGAAGACUUUUAUUGGUACACGGCGAAUUUUUAUGACAAAAACACCGGAUGGAACUACUGCAGUAUUGACCGGCUCUAGUAUUUUACCAAAAACACCCCAGAAUCAGACGAAUCAACAAUCUUUGAUCAGAGUAACACAAACAGGUACUAACACGCCUGUGCAAACGCCGCAGAGAGUGCAACUCCUCAAAAUGUCUGAUGGAAGGGUGCACGUGCGUGGCUUGUUACCCGGGCAGCAAUUGUUCAAAUUGCCAGACGGAAAACUGCACGUAAUAAGUGUAAGCCAAGCAGUUAGCACUCCAGUUGCACAAUCUGGCCAAACAAACUCGACAUCCACAACUACUCCACAGACCAAGACUGCAACUGUUAUUAGCGCGACCAAAGUAAUGGCUUCCGAAAGUGGGACUACCACUAAAAUUAGUGCAAAUACAAAAUCUAGCCCGAAAACAACAGCAAGCUCAACGUUGCAACAAGUUCAAUCAUCGCCAGUUCAAGUUGUGCAAGCUGUUCAACGCGUUAAAUCAACUUCGUCUGCUGCUUUACCAACUCAAGCAACAAAGAACGCUAUUGUAGUUGCUAAUACGGGACAGACAGCGCAGGUAAUAUCUCCUGCUGGACAAGUGAUAAGCGGCAAUCAGAUAGUGGUUACAAACGCAAACUUGGCUCAACAAUUGGCAACAGGCAAAGCUCAAUUGGCAACAAUAGGAGGCCAUCAAGUAGUGAUACGUAAUACACCUACUGGAAACCAACUAGUGCUAAAUUCUACAAACAGCAAUAUAGUUGUAAAAGGUGCCAUCACCAACAAACAACAGCAAGUUUUACAAACAACACAAACUUCAACAGCUGUAACUCAAUCAACCACCAGUGCAACAACGACUACUUCAACUUCCACGACGUCGGUAGCCAGUCAUAGCCCUGCCAUGACGUCGGCUUCAGGAAAUAUUGAAGCUUCCUUGCUAGCUGGACAACCACCUGGCACGGUGAUCAAGUGCGUUACUGCACAAGUUAUUCAGACCACUGAGGGUCCGCGGAUUGUGCUGCAAGGUUUACAGGGUACGGAUUUCACACCGCAACAAUUAAACAUGGUGCAGCAACAAGUAAAGCAACAGCUUUUAAAAGCACAUGCAGCAACUGGCAAACAAGGCGUCUUAGGACCUACGAAGAUUUAUUUGGCUGUGCAGCCUGUUCAGACACCCAACAAUCAGCAGAACCAACAGCAGCAAUCUGCAACUUUACAGUCUUCAUCUACUUCAACUACAGCAUCAAUCUCGAAACAGCAAGAACAAUCUACAGUUUCUUCAUCAUCUGCUACUGAGCCACAGAAAGGAGCUGAAACCAUUCCAGAAGCAAUAACACAGACAAAAUCAGCGGACAAACCGAAAGUGGUUGUUCAACAAGUAGGACGUGUGACAAACACGACGGUGGACGAACUCCAAAAGGCGAAUUUAGCCAACGGACAGCAACCGUCCUCGCAGUCUGUUAAAGAGGGAGAUGAAUCAUCAUCGAACAAGUUUAUACUAACGCCAGACUACAUUCAACAAACUAUAAAAAAUGCCUUAAAACAAGAGAAUCUUAAUCCGGAGAUAGAAGAGAAAUUGUUGCAACUGCAACGUUAUCAAGAGAAACAGAUGAAGGGUGGGGUAGAGAAUUCGGUGGCUGGUAAUCAAAGUCAUCACAAUUCACCGGCGGUGACGACGCCACGUCCGCCGUCACGCAAACGGCCUGCACCUUCGUCCAACAUUCCAGCGACACCGACAGCGAUAACAACAUCGUCGUCGAAUACGCAAUCACCAUCCGGAGACGACGAUAAAGACGACAAAGAAUGGAUGGAGACUCCCAGAAAGAGACCAGCGUUGAAACAAGAAAGUCGCGAAACGACUCCAAAAAUGUCGAAACUAUCGGAGGGAAUAGAAAACGAGUCAUCAUCACCGAACAAAAACCGAUCUGCAAAACUGAAAGACAGUCAAGAACAGCGAAGAAAACAACAGGUGCAUUCACGAAUGCAGGUUUUAUUGUUCCGGCACAAAGAGCUCCUUAAGAAAGACAUCCUUAAAAAGAGAGCCUUACUCGAGAAAGAGCUUCAAAUCGAUAUACAGCCUCAACCAAUGUUAUUGCAGAAGGACUUGUCAGCUGAGCUCGCCAGUAGAACGAAAGCGGAGAGACACAAGCAGGACGAGGUGAAGGUGGGCAGCGCUAAACGAAAGGCCAACGCUCAAACGGCGCAACAGGUCAGUCCAUCUAACAAAAGUGGCGGUAGCAGUAAGCCGAAGAAACAUAAGACCCAAGGUCACAACACGACACCACCCAGUGGCUCAGCGGCUACUCGUAUAAAGAAGGAGAAGCUGUAUUGCUUGUGCAGAACCCCUUACGAUGAAACCAAAUUUUACGUGGGCUGCGAUUUGUGUAACAACUGGUUUCAUGGUGACUGUGUGGGCAUAACAGAAGAAAUAAGUAAAACUUUGUCAGAAUUUGUUUGCACAGAAUGUAGACACGCGAGAGACACACAGGAGCUCUACUGUUUAUGUAAACAACCUUACGACGAAUCUCAAUUUUACAUAUGUUGUGACAAAUGUCAAGACUGGUUCCAUGGCAGAUGCGUCGGCAUUCUUCAAUCAGAAGCUGACAAUAUCGACGAAUAUGUCUGUCCCAAUUGUCAACGGAAUUCCUCAGUUAAUUUUGCUAAUAUGAAGAACCUGAAUGCAAAGGAUCUUGAUUUAUUAAAAAAAUUAAUUAAACAAAUACAGGCUCACAAAAGUGCAUGGCCAUUUAUGGAACCAGUAGAUCCCAACGAGGCACCAGAUUAUUACAAAGUAAUAAAGGAACCAAUGGAUUUGCAAACAAUCGAACUCAGGAUAAAUGAUCGAUCGUAUAAAAAACUGAGUGAAUUUAUAGGUGAUAUGACAAAAAUAUUUGAUAAUUGUCGCUAUUAUAAUCCGAAAGAAUCGCCGUUUUUCAAGUGUGCCGAAUCUCUGGAGACGUAUUUUGUUCAUAAAAUCAAGAGUUUAAGGGAAAAAUUCUCCGAGGGAAAAUAAAUCAAAAACUACUGGUGUAACUAUAUGUUAUAUCGACUCAGUGAAAAGUGCAUGAGAAUUAUAUUUAAUACAGUGAAUUUCGUGAAAAAAAAACAAAAGAACAGAAUGAAACAGAAGUUUGUGCCAGUAUACAUAAACCUGAAAACUUUCAAAACGUAGAUUUAAA
Messenger RNA from Pseudomyrmex gracilis, 10372 nucleotides. RefSeq names its product nucleosome-remodeling factor subunit NURF301 (gene E(bx)). Gene Ontology annotation, molecular function: RNA polymerase II cis-regulatory region sequence-specific DNA binding. Gene Ontology annotation, biological process: regulation of transcription by RNA polymerase II. The transcript is spliced from 24 exons. The record is from RefSeq and is a predicted model, not a curated record. Gene Ontology annotation, cellular component: NURF complex. Bases 1927 to 10206 code for a protein of 2759 amino acids. NCBI's taxonomy places the organism in Eukaryota, Metazoa, Arthropoda, Insecta, Hymenoptera, Formicidae.